AUGCGUUUUUCUAUGUUGAUGACCUUCGGCGCCGUCGCCCUCCCCGCCCUAGCCUUCCCUGUGAACAACCUCUACGAACGAGAAUUCGAUAGCCUCUAUGCUCGCGAAGCUCAAGAUGGGAGCGAGGCAUUUAGCUUUGGCCCGUUGUUGAAAGGCUUCAAGAUCGGCACUCAUAUUGCUAGCGGCUUGCAGAAUCAGAACCAGAACCAGAACCAGAACCAGAACCGCCGCGAGCUGAUGGAGCGCAAUGAUGGCAGCGAGGCAUUGAACUUAGGCACAUUGUUCAAAGGGUUCAAAAUCGGUACUAAUAUUGCAAGCGGUUUGCAAAAUCAGAACCAGAACCGUCGCGAGCUGAUGGAGCGCAAUGAUGACAGCGAGGCGAUAAGUUUUGGCCCGUUGUUCAAAGGGUUCAAAAUUGGCACCAACAUCGCCAGCGGCCUCCAGAACCAGAACCAAAACCAGAACCGCCGCGAGCUGAUGGAACGCGAUGCUACUAACGCUGGCAGUGAAGCGUUGGGUCUUGGAUCGCUGUUGAAGGGCGCGGCACAUCUUCUACACUUUGGCGGCGAUAGCAACAACAACAACAACCAGAACAAGAACCGUCGUAGCGAAGAAAUUCUCGGUCAGCUCCUCGCUCGCCAGUUCCUCGAAGAUGGACACUUGUACUAA
Molecule: messenger RNA, 669 nt
Organism: Fibroporia radiculosa
Lineage: Eukaryota; Fungi; Basidiomycota; Agaricomycetes; Polyporales; Fibroporiaceae
Exons: 6
Coding region: 1-669 (222 amino acids)
Source: RefSeq, a predicted model, not a curated record